Messenger RNA from Sinocyclocheilus rhinocerous, 3890 nucleotides. Its product is annotated as OTU domain-containing protein 7A-like. Gene Ontology annotation, biological process: protein K48-linked deubiquitination; protein K11-linked deubiquitination; protein deubiquitination involved in ubiquitin-dependent protein catabolic process. The coding region runs from base 309 to 3134 and encodes 941 amino acids. The transcript is spliced from 13 exons. The record is from RefSeq and is a predicted model, not a curated record. Gene Ontology annotation, cellular component: nucleus; cytoplasm. NCBI's taxonomy places the organism in Eukaryota, Metazoa, Chordata, Actinopteri, Cypriniformes, Cyprinidae. Gene Ontology annotation, molecular function: DNA binding; zinc ion binding; K63-linked polyubiquitin modification-dependent protein binding.
UGCUGCAUCAGUGAAUGACAUGAGGAUGUGAAAGAAUACAGCGGGCUGGGCAUAUGAUUUUAAAGCCAUUCUCGAACGGACUGCUAUAUGGACGAUGAGGAAUACACUAAGGACUGACUGAGGAACGGCCUGUAUUUGAGCCCGAGUCUUCCUCACCUGCCAGCCAUGGACUAGACGAGAGGAGUGUGUGUUAGAGAGUGUGUGACGCAGACAUAAGCAUGGUGGUGAGGUGGCUGCUCAACUCCCAUUGAGAACACAGAAAAUGAGAGCGUGAAGCUGCAGGGUAGGCAGCACAGCCACAAGAACCCAUGACUCUGGACAUGGAUGCGGUCCUGUCAGACUUUGUUCGGUCCACAGGGGCAGAACCGGGUCUGGCACGAGACCUGCUGGAAGGUAAAAACUGGGACCUGAGCGCCGCUCUCAAUGACUAUGAGCAGCUCCGGCAGGUUCACACUGCCAACCUGCCCCACGUCUUCAAUGAGGGCCGUUACUACAAGCAGCCGGAGCGUAGCAGCACCCCGCAGCACAUCAGCAAGCUGGAGCAAUGCUCUCAGAAACAAGAGGACAACACUCAGGAGAAGCGUCUGUCCCGGGGCAUUUCCCAUGCCAGCUCUGCCAUCAUGUCUCUGGCCCGGCUGCAGGUGUCAGGGGAUUGUGCCAGGGAGCAGUUCCCCCUGGAGAUGCCCAUCUACACAUUCCAGCUGCCCGACCUGAGUGUGUACAGCGAGGACUUCCGCAGCUUCAUUGAGCGUGACCUCAUUGAGCAAUCCACCAUGGUGGCCCUGGAGCAGGCCGGUCGUUUAAAUUGGUGGUCCACCAUGUGCACCAGCUGUAAGAAGCUACUACCGUUAGCGACAACAGGAGAUGGCAACUGUCUUCUGCAUGCAGCUUCUUUAGGAAUGUGGGGCUUCCAUGACCGGGAUCUGGUGCUGCGGAAGAGUCUGUAUGCCAUGAUGAAGAGCGGAGCAGAGAGAGAAGCUCUGAAGAGGAGGUGGAGGUGGCAACAGACUCAACAGAACAAAGAGUCGGGGCUGGUGUACACCGAGGAGGAAUGGGAGAGAGAGUGGAACGAAUUGCUGAAGCUGGCCUCCAGUGAGCCACGCACACACUUUAGCAAGAGCGGCAACUCCAGCGGAGGGGUGGAUAACUCAGAAGACCCGGUUUACGAGAGUUUGGAGGAGUUCCAUGUGUUUGUACUGGCCCAUGUUCUGAGAAGACCUAUCGUGGUGAUCGCUGACACUAUGCUCAGAGACUCUGGAGGGGAAGCUUUUGCACCCAUUCCCUUUGGAGGGCUGUACCUGCCAUUGGAGGUGCCUCCAAACCGCUGUCACUGUUCCCCGCUGGUGCUGGCCUACGACCAGGCCCACUUCUCUGCUCUGGUGUCCAUGGAGCAGAGAGACCAGCAGAGAGAGCAAGCCGUCAUCCCACUGACCGACUCUGAGCACAAGCUGCUAGCGCUGCACUUCGCGGUGGACCCUGGGAGGGACUGGGAGUGGGGGAGGGAUGACAACGACAAUGCUAAGCUGGCAAAUCUUAUUCUAUCACUGGAAGCUAAAUUAAACCUUCUGCACAACUACAUGAAUGUAACAUGGAUUCGAAUUCCUUCUGAAACAAGGGCUCCCUUGGCUCAGCCCGAGUCGCCCACUGCCUCUGCAGGUGAGGAUGUACAGUCUCUGGCAGAAUCCAUGGACUCGGACCGGGAGUCUGUUUGCAGUAACUCCAACAUCAAUAACGGCAAGUCGAGAAAGGAGAAGGACAAGGACAAGCAGCGAAAGGACAAAGACAAAACAAGGGCAGACUCAGUGGCCAACAAACUGGGCAGCUUCAGCAAGACUCUGGGUAUCAAACUUAAGAAGAAUAUGGGUGGCCUUGGAGGACUUGUUCAUGGCAAGAUCAGCAAGUCUACUUCAACAAAUAGUCGAACGGUAGAGAACGGAGAGCAGAAAUCCAAGAAAAAGGACUCGAAAACACGAAAAGGGAGCAAAGAGGAGUCAGGCCAGUCGGCCAGCACAUCCUCCUCAGAAAAGGCAACCAGUCCCUCUCCUACAGACCGUGCUUCUGGUAGCUCACCUGUUGAGAGACCGCCAGGAUCAGGCAAAAACUCGGGUGAUCGGACACUGGACAACUGGAAGUACAGCACAGAUGUAAAACUCAGCCUGAACAUACUUCGGGCAGCCAUGCAGGGCGAGCGCAAAUUCAUCUUCGCUGGGUUGCUGCUCACCAGCCACCGACACCAGUUCCAUGAAGAGAUGAUCAGCUUCUACCUAAGCAGUGCCCAAGAACGCUUCAGUGCUGAGCAGGAACAGAAGAGAAAGGCUGAGGCUGAGAAGAAGCCUCAGACCAAUGGGGUGGCACUAAAGAAGCCUGAACAGGAGAGUGUUUUCCAAAGGGAGCGUUCAGAUAGCUCUCCACCUGAGAAUUGCUCACCGGUGCUGCAACCUAGCCAUACUCCUUCCCAGGCUGUGAAGGUCCAAGAAAGGGGAAGCCCAAAGCUUGCUGCUUCCCCUGUCCCAAUACCCAUCCCAGCUUCCAUCCAAGGAUCCUCCAUGUCCCCUGUCCCUUUCUCCUCCCCUAGUAACGGUGCUAAGAGACCUGGACCAGUCCCUGUUUCAGCUCACUAUAGCCAUACACCACCUAUCCAGAGGCACAGUGUCAUCCAUCUGAGGGAUGUCAAUGUGCAGUCAUCCAGCUACAAAGAUGAAUCUUACAAGCCAAUGGUCGGCACUCUCAAAACUUGUGCUACCUACCCCCAGCAAAACCGCUCACUGUCCUCUCAGAGCUACAGCCCAGCCCGCAUGUCUGGUAUUCGUACGAUUAAUGCCGUAGACACCCUCCCAUACAACAUGCCUGGGGAACAUAAGUCCCACACUUAUACCAACGGCUUCAACACUGGCGACAUACGGGACUGUCUGGAGUUUGCAGAUGAGGACCCGGUGCCCCAUGCCUGGCUGGGGCAGGACAAAACCAAAGGGCAGAGUGGUGUUUGCCCAAUGUACUGUUUUCAGCAGAAACGUUGCAGGAGGGAGAACUGCACCUUCUAUGGCCGACCUGAGACAGAGAACUUUUGCUCAUACUGUUAUAGAGAGGAGCUGAAACGCAGGGAACGAGAGGUGAAGGUGCACCGACCUGGAUAGCCCUGCAAAUGCGCACACAUAUAUAACCACCCCCAAUGUGUGUGGAAAAGAACAGCAACACCACCACCUUUUUGCACUUUGCAAGCGAUACAAAGAACUGGCAUAACAUUUUCCUACUAUAUUUAAGAUCGGCCUCCUUGUAUUCUUCUUACUUUACUCUCAAUAGCGAACAAACACUGCUUUACAAUGACAGGAAGUGCAACCAGAAUCAGUUUACAGCUUUGGCCAGAGAUUGUGUUAUUGUUUGUCCUAUGUCCGAUUUAAUUCAAUCUUUUACUUGUUCUAGAGUAAAAGCUCUUGUCUGUGCAUUUUGCUCAGUCUGUAUUGUAAAACUCCUUGUACCUGCAGAAAGAGAUGUAAAAGCAUAUGUCACUCUCUAAUGGAGCUUCCCAAAUUAUGGAAGGGAAAACUCUGUUUAGAGACCAUUAUUAUGCAAUACUUCACAGCAUAGCUCUUUGGAAUCUUAAUAUUAAAUAACAUUGAUUUGCUGUGCAUUGCAAAUAAUUACAAAGGGAGGGAGAUGCACUGUUCAGCACUCUGAUUUUUUUGAAAGCAAUAAGUUUGGUAACAACUGACACCCCUCCCCCUUUUAUCUAUGCAUUCAUGACGUCAGCCAUAUUCUACUUUUCCCCAUAUGAUUCUAAGGGAUAUAGAUAAGAUUAUAAUAGGUCUGCUGUACAGGGAUUAUUAUCGUGGGAAAUAUUUAAUAUGUGGCAUAUAAGAGUGUGCUUUUGGAUUGAUCUUGUGGUAUAUAUA